GUACUACUCUGUUUUAUACCCUCUGGAAAGAAAAAUAUCCGAUGCAAAAUCCCGAGACCUGGUUAUCUAUAUCUGGGCCCAUGCAAUAGUGGCCAGCAUUCCAGUAUUUGCUGUGACCAAUGUGUCUGAUAUUUAUGCCAUGUCCACCUGUUCUGAAUCUUGGAGUUACUCCCUUGGCCACCUGAUAUACGUCGUCAUCUAUAACAUCACCACUGUGAUUGUACCAGUGGCUGUGGGAUUUCUCUUUAUGAUUCUUAUUCGCAGGGCACUGAGUGCCAGCCAGAAGAAAAAAGUCAUCAUAGCUGCCUUAAGGACCCCUCAGAAUACAAUUUCUAUCCCUUAUGCGUCCCAGCGAGAAGCUGAGCUUCAUGCCAUGCUGCUUUCCAUGGUUAUGAUAUUUAUUUUCUGCAGUGUCCCCUAUGUGACUUUGGUGAUUUACCGCACCAUACUCAAUAUUUCAGAUAUUUCAGUCUUCUUGCUCCUCACUGCCAUUUGGUUGCCCAAGGUCUCUUUGCUGGCCAAUCCUUUGUUAUUUUUAACUGUUAACAAAUCAGUACGGAAGUGCUUAGUGGGGACAAUAAUACAGCUGCACCAAAAGUAUAGCAGGAGAAACAUUGUCAGCUCGAGUGAUGUGGCAGACCCUAAUCUGGAGCACAGUGUCCGUUCGGGGAGCCAGCUUCUGGAGAUGUUUCAUAUCGGGCAACAACAAAUCUUCAAGCCAAUGGACGAUGAGGAGAAUGAGACCAAAUCCAUUUGCUCUAGUGACUUUCAACAGAAAGAAAUUCCUACCACCAGUUUAGAGGUAGGAGAGACUUCGGUUCACAAAUUUAUACCACAGACGACUGCAGACUCUGCAGCUCAGGUGGUACCAGCUGUGCCCACAGAAGCUAAUAUGGUAAAUGACAAAUACUCCAUGCAGUUUGGUUUUGGACCCUUUGAGCUGCCUCCACAGUGGCUCUCGGAAAACCGAAACAGUAAGAAACGACUCCUGCCUCCUUUGGGGAAUACCCCUGAAGAGCUAAUCCAGACGAAACAGCCUAAGUGUAAAGCAGAAAGAAAAAUCAGCAGAAACAAUAAAGUCAGUAUCUUUCCCAAGGUGGAUUCUUAG
Messenger RNA from Balearica regulorum gibbericeps (East African grey crowned-crane), 1108 nucleotides. The record is from RefSeq and is a predicted model, not a curated record. NCBI's taxonomy places the organism in Eukaryota, Metazoa, Chordata, Aves, Gruiformes, Gruidae.